This is a messenger RNA of Glossina fuscipes, 914 nucleotides long. Its product is annotated as E3 ubiquitin-protein ligase BRE1A. The record is from RefSeq and is a predicted model, not a curated record. The coding region runs from base 79 to 765 and encodes 228 amino acids. The transcript is spliced from 3 exons. Lineage: Eukaryota; Metazoa; Arthropoda; Insecta; Diptera; Glossinidae.
AAGCAUUAUUGUGUGAACAAAAGUGUUGAUAAUUAGAAAAUCGCAUAUUUCUAUUAAAAACAAUAUCGGAUUGAAAUUAUGGCAGAAAGUAGCGAAAUUAAUGCAGAUUCAGUUAGUAAUAUUCAUAAAGAGGAAGACUCUACUGCGGAAGGAGCAGCAGAAAGGGAAAACAAUGAACUUUUAGAUAUGGUGUUUGCUUUGGAAAGCGAAAAGCAGGCCAUAAUUGAGGAGUCACGUAAACGUUUAGGUGCUCUACGUAAAGAAUUAGAGGAAAAUUUAGUGGAAAAUGAGAAACUGAAAAGAAAAGUACUUCAGCUGGAGCAGUCGCUGAAACAAUCAGUUAUGUUGGGAGGCGGAACCGACGCACCCAAAACAAAACAAGAUCAAGAGGAAUUAUUGCUAAAAGCUAAGACAUUGUUGUUUGAAAAGACCAAAGUCAACAAACAACAAGAGCAGCAUAUAGCUACUUUAAAAACGCAAAUUGAGGCAGUCAAAGAUGUAGCUCAUGUGACUAAAGACAUGCUAAAUUUAAAAACUGCUGAAUGCGAACAUAUGCAAACUAGAUUGGAGCAGUCGCAAGCAUGGAUUAAGGCCGAACAAGAUAAAUGUGCUCUAACAGAAAAAAAAUUAGCGAUUUCUAAGAGCGUCUACGAAAAAUUAAAAACUGAAUAUGACCUGCAGUCUAAAAUAUUUAAGGAUUUAAAGGAAGCUUAUGAGCAGAAGAUCAAAGUUUUAACCGAAACAGUGGAGAAACUCAAAGAGUAGUUGAUCAUCGGGAAAUGCAAAUAAUUUUCGAAAUUUUGACAAAUUAACUAAUAUUAGACAUUAUACUUACCAUUCACUUAAAAAUGUUUAGAUUGAAAGUCUUUAAAUCAUUUAAUUUUCUUUUUUUUAUUGAAAAUUAUACUUGGUCU